This is a messenger RNA of Quercus lobata, 1508 nucleotides long. Its product is annotated as transcription termination factor MTERF15, mitochondrial-like. Gene Ontology annotation, molecular function: double-stranded DNA binding. NCBI's taxonomy places the organism in Eukaryota, Viridiplantae, Streptophyta, Magnoliopsida, Fagales, Fagaceae. The coding region runs from base 259 to 1467 and encodes 402 amino acids. Gene Ontology annotation, biological process: regulation of DNA-templated transcription. The record is from RefSeq and is a predicted model, not a curated record. The transcript has a single exon.
UACAAAGCGUGAGUUUCAAACUCAAAAGUCCAACAGUACCUGCGAAAACAAAUGGGGGGAAAUAGCGCAAUCUCUGUCUCUCUCUCUCUCUUUAAUUUUGAGAAGCUUUAUUUUUUAGUUGGAUUCUGUGAAUGUUUGGUUUAGCUCUCAAACUGUGAAGCUCAAGUUCUUCUGGAAUACGAGGAUAGCUCAGAGGACACCAUUCCCUGAAGGAUUAAUCAGACAACUAACGGGCAAACUCAGUGAGUCUAUUCCAUUAUGUUUAGUUUUCUUUGUUCAACACGUCUACUAUUACUCAAACGUAGAAAGACCCAACUGGGUUUUCUUCACCAAAAUGCUUUCUUUAUUGUUAAAUCGUUCGCAUCAAUAACAUUAUCUGAUUCUAGUCACCGACAACAACAAGGUCAAGAAGAAGAACAUUCUUUUACAGUGUCUUACCUCAUAAACUCUUGCGGGUUAUCAUCAAAAUCUGCUCUUUUAGCAUCCAAAUGGGUACACUUUGAAAACCCAGAGAGACCAGACUCAGUGCUUAAUCUUCUCAAAGAGAAUGGAUUCACCAAUACCCAGAUCUCCAAACUUGUCAGGAUGCGACCAAAGGUGCUUUUAUCUUAUCCUGAGAAGACCCUUUUGCCCAAAAUUGAGUUUUUCCGUUCUAAAGGGAUUUCAAGCUCUGACCUCACUACCAUCAUAUCUUCAAACCCAUCACUGUUAGUAAGUAGCUUAAACAAUCAUCUAAUCCCCUGCUAUGAUUUCCUCAAGAGUGUACUACUUGUCGACGAGAAAGUCCUUACAACUUUCAAGGGAUCCCGAGGGGCUGAUGUUGCAAAUAAUAUGAUCCCAAACAUUGAACUUUUGAGACAACACGGAGUGCCUCAAUCUGUAAUCUCUUUGUUUUUAACUAGUUUUCCCCGUAUAGCGUUCUCAAAUCAUUCUAAGUUUGUUGAGGCUGUACUCGAGGUUAAGGAAAUGGGAUUUGAUCCCUUGAAAACUGUGUUUGUUCUAGCAGUCCAAGUGGUUUUAAAGAUGAGUAAAGAAAAGCUGGAAUCAAAAUUGGAGCUUUAUAAAAGAUGGGGUUGGUCCAAGGACGUCGCUCUCUUGGCCUUUAAAAGGAACCCAAGUUGUAUGGCUUUAUCAGAAGAGAAGAUCACAAAAGCAAUGGACUUCCUUGUGAACAAAAUGGGUUGGCCAUCAGCACAUAUUGCUAAAAAUCCUACGAUUCUAUUUUUAAGUUUGGAGAAGAGGAUUAUCCCUAGAUGUUCAGUUAUUCAAAUUUUACUAGCCAAGGGUUUGGUGAAGAAAGAUUUGGGUCCAGCAAGAUUCAUAAUACCCAGUGAGAGGAGUUUUCUGGAGAGGUUUGUGAUCAAGUUUCAGGACGAUGUUCCUCAAUUGUUGAAUGUGUAUCAGGGUAAGAAGGAUCUUGAGGUAGGAAGCCAAUCUGAGAAGGUAUGUAGGGCUGAACAAUUGUAACAUUUCGACUUCAAAGUUAAAUUUUAAUUCUGUCUUGUUAU